UAUUCUGAAGAUACAUAAACGAGAGAGGUAAUUGCUUGUUGCCAUGUCGGAUGCGCAUUUGGAAGCGCCGCCUUCGGUACGCCUCACCAACGAUGAUUUUCGAAAGCUGCUGGCCACGCCGCGUGCCCCGCCACCAGGAUCCUCGAGCAGCGCAGGCAGCGGUUACCUGGCCACCGCCCAGUUUGCCACGCCUUCUGCUGUCGGUGAAAAGAAGAAAAGCCAGAGUAGCAGCGAACGAAAUGACCUACGUCGCAAGAAAAAGAACUUCUAUGCAGCACUCAAGAAGCAGGAGGAUGUCAAGCUGCAGGAACUCUCGGAAAAGUACAGAGAUCGUGCCCGCGAACGUCGUGACAAUGCCAAUCCGGACUAUCAGAAUGCCAGCACGCCCGGUCAUGGCAGCAGCACAAAUGCCUAUAGGGCCGUGGCACCAGAUAUGAAAUCUGGAGUGGAUGCAGCAGAGCGCCGACGUCGUAUCAUACAGGAGUCAAAAUUCUUGGGCGGUGACAUGAAGCAUACGCAUUUGGUGAAGGGUCUUGAUUACGCCCUGCUGCAGAAGGUGCGAUCCGAGCUGCACAGCAAGGAAGCCGAAGAGGAGGAACUGGCCGCUGCCUUGGCACGAGAAAAGUUGGCCGAAGAAGCAGCCGCCGCGGAGCAAUUGGAGGCCGAACGUCGCGAGGCUGAGGACAUAAAUGCGAUCAACGGUCCCAUGGCACGCAACAUAUAUAAUCUCAUACAGGCGCGGCGCUCCAAGGAGGUGCCCCGCAAUGAGCUGUUUGCGCCCGGACGCAUGGCCUAUGUGAUCGACAUGGAGGAUGAGAUGGACAUGGAUAUACCGACGACGCUGAAGCGCUCCAAGUAUGAGGUGCCCGUGCCGCGAGAGGACAUUGCAACACUGACCACGAACGACAUUGUCAUCAAUAAGCUGUCCCAAAUUCUGAGCUACCUGCGAGCCGGUGGACGCAACAAGAAGAACAAGAAGCGCGACAAGGAUAAGCCCCUGUUCUAUGAGAAGGAAGUGGAGAAUGUGCGUGGCGGCAACAGCAGCGCCAGUGGCGCAGCUUCCAGUGGCAGCAGCUCAAUGCCGAGCAGCAGCAGCGGCAGCAAAACCUCGAAAGCUGUGGGCGACAGCAUCUACGAUGAUGUGGGCGAUUAUCAGCCCUCAAACUCGCGCAGUGAUCGGCAUCAGUCGAAGCCAACAACGGGGCAAUCCUACUUCGGAGAUGCACCCGCCGAGCCGGAGCCGGUAAUAACAAGUAUACCGCCACCUCCAAAGAUAUCCAAGGCGAUGGCGUCACGUUUUGCCAACGAACCGGAGGGCUAUGCUGAAUGCUAUCCGGGUCUGGAGGAGAUGAACGAUGCCAUUGAUGAUUCAGAUGAUGAGGUGGACUAUACAAAAAUGGACUUGGGUAACAAGAAGGGCCCGAUCGGACGCUGGGACUUUGAUACGCAGGAAGAGUACUCGGACUACAUGAGCACGAAGGAGGCGCUGCCCAAAGCUGCCUUCCAGUACGGAGUUAAGAUGCAGGAUGGUCGCAAGACGCGCAAAAACAAAACCGAGAAGAACGAAAAAGCCGAGCUCGAUCGCGAGUGGCAAAAAAUCCAAGGUAUCAUACAGAAGCGCAAGCUGCCCAAGGAUGGAGGCGGAGAUGAACCAGACUACAAAUCGGCUAAAUACUAAAUUAGUUCAGAACGGAAAUUCCUUUCAGGAUUUGCA
This is a messenger RNA of Drosophila arizonae, 1714 nucleotides long. RefSeq names its product IC cytokine homolog beag (gene beag). The record is from RefSeq and is a predicted model, not a curated record. Lineage: Eukaryota; Metazoa; Arthropoda; Insecta; Diptera; Drosophilidae.